UCAUUCGUCAACAGACUCUCGUGCGGUUCGGUUCUCAGCCUCAGCCUUUGAAUUCAGCAUACUCACAUCACAGUCGCAAGUCACUGGUCACUGGUCACAGUUCACAGUCACGCAGUUACUGCCUUUGCCCGGUUUUCGAUUUUCGAAAGAUAUUCGAAAGUGCUGAACAUACAUAAUUUUUUUUUUUUUGGUUUUUGUGCUAAUCUAAGAAAUUGAGUAUAUAUACAUAAAUAUACACAUAAAGUGCAAUAGCGUUCCGAAAUACCAUUUUUCAAUUCGAAUACAAACGACCGAGCCGAAGUGAAAGAGUGUGUGUGGCAAAUAUUUAAAUCCCAUUCGCGUUCCGAUUCGGAGGAGGAUUUGGCGGAGAAAGCUUGAGACACAGAGAACACACCGCAGUCAAAGGUGAAGUAAGCAAAGUAAUUGAAGCAGCCAGAAAAAAUGCGUCGCUCCUCGUUCACGCCCGUCUUCAACUUGAGCACCCAGGAGCCGCUGAUCGUGGUGGAGGAAUCGCACACCGCCGAGGAUGGUGAUGACUUGGAGGGUGCCGCCGGUGGAUGUGAUCCCACUGCGGCCGGGACACGCCGUUCCAACAGCGAUGACUCCGAACCGGACUCGCCGGUGAAUCCCUAUCUGCUUUGCCCAUUUCCCGAUAUGCAACAGCGACGCAAGCAUUCGCUGCCAUCGCUUCAAAUUACCGAGGGCAUCACCGCCAGUCAGGUGCGUCGAUUGUCGGAGGUGGGCGGCGAGACUGGCGGGCUCAGUCCCAAGGAGGUCGAGUUUCUGGCCACGCUCUCGCAGAAGGCCAAUCCGACGGCCGGUGGACGUAGGCACUCGGUGGUCACCAUAUCGGCGGUGCCGCCAACGCUUUUCGGACGCAAUCGCCGCGAGUCCAUUUCCGGUGUAUCCUUCAGUGGCAGUCGCCGUGGCAGCGUCAUCGCCGGACCGCCAUUAACCGAUCACCGCGGCAGCGUGCACAACUUGCAGCUGGACAUCAUGGAUGGCAUCGUCCAGCAGCGGAAGACGCGCAGCGGAAGCGGCGUCUGGACAGCGCCCGUUCUGCAGGAGGCCGAUAGCAAUGUGCCCGUGCAGACAUAAGCAGCUGAAGGACACGCACGAUAGCAAGGGGGGAAAAGGACGAAAAAUGGACGAAUGUGGAGAAGGAUGGAUGGAUGAAUGGAUGGCUGGAUGGUUGGAUGGGGAUUUCUUCGACAGAUGGACGGAUGAAUUCGGUUGGACACUGGGCAAUACAAACAACCAAAUGCCUGGAAACUCCGAACCAACUCGAACUGCAACUGGACCUUUAUUAACAUUUCGUGCUUUCCACCCGACAAAGGAAAAAAAAAACACACCCCUCACACUCUGCCCCCCUACGAUUUUCCACCGGGAAAUUGCUUUUCGCGGCUGCCGCAUAAAGCAAACAAACAAACCACAAAAACCGCAUGAAACAAAAAAAAGAAAAAAAAAUCGCAUGGAAAAUGGCAAAGAAUGGUAGGUGGAAACUGAAGAUAAAAAAACGAAAUACACACAGAAAAAAAAAGAACAGGAAAAUAUAAAACUUCGAAAAUGAAAAACUGCAGUUAAACAAAGAGCGAGAUGACAAGACCAAUUUAAGAUGAAAAGAAUGGGCGGAAAACGCGAAAAGGCGGACAAAUAAAGCAAAACGAACGUGAAAGAGAACCAAAAAAAAAAACCAACUGAGAAAAACACAUCGUGACCAUUUUGAUUGCCAGCAAUUUUGGUUAACACCUGUGCCAUGUGCCAUGUGCCACGCCCACAACUGUCGCCCGCUCCCCAAAGACACAUCGCCCACAAUUACGACUUAAAAAUGGACACAUCCUCCCUAUGCAAGGACAAUUGCAAAUAAUAUUUAAUUGGUGUGUUAAGGACGAAAGGACAACAGGAAACCAAAGAUAGCGCAACACUCGAUACCCAUCCUCGAAAUAAUUAAAAUUCCCAAGUGGUCAAAAAAAAAAAAAAAAAAAAACAGAACAACUACCCAAAACGUUCCAUUAUCAAUCGAUUUCAAGUGAACACGCAACUCAAUGUAAUCAGUUUAUAAAAUAAAACAAAAAAACACAUGAAAUUAAAUCAAUAUAUUGUAUAUUCAGGAAUUGAUAUAUUAGUGAAUAACUAGCGAGAACGAAAAAAGUGGAAAAAGAGCGACUUAAAAAAUAACUAUUUACUUAGGACCUAGUUACUCCUCAUUUUUUUUUUUUUUUGGAUGUUGUGUAGAACCGUCGUGAACCACCGCAUGAAAGAAAACCACCAAAAUGAAAACUAACUAAUAUAUAUAUGUACAAUCCCACAGACUAUUUACCUAUAGAACAGAAUCCAAUGCAAUUAGAAAGUGGAAAUCCUCAGGUGCUUUUCGAACUAGCUCGUUUUUCCAUUUACCAGUUACCAUUUAACCCUGAUUGAUUCAAUCAACCAGCGCAAUCAAAAUUGAAAAGAAUUGACAAAUAUACCAUGGUACCUAAAAACAAAAAUCAAGCAAAAAAAACCAAGCAACAUUAAAACAUUAGUGAAAACUAACUAAACAAUGAAAAUGAAAUCUAGGCUAAGAGCAAAACGAUUUAUCGCCAAACCAGCAAUAAAACGAUGUGGAAAUUCAACUAUUUUUGAACUGGGCUGGCUGCUUGCCCAGCCCAGCAGGUCAGCCAGCCUUUAGUUCGAGUAGACCAGGCCCGAAAUCCAAUAACCCCAAUUAAUAAUAAUAAUACUACUACAUACAUGACGAACAACUUGAGAAUUUGAUGAUUUCUUCAAUUUUAUUUCGGCUUUUGUGUGUGUGUGGCAUGUAACGUAGUGCAAUUCGAUGAAAUCGAAUAUUUGGAAAAACUGUCUCGUUUAAAAAUCAUCUGAAAGUAUUCAUUCAUAUUUUGCAAACAGUACUUGUUCCUUCUUUUUUUUAGUGCACAUAUAAUUGGUUUUUUAAAUUUGCUAAUAUUGCACAAUUUGUUUUAUUUUCUUCUCUAUAAAAUUAUAGGAAAAAUGUAAUUAAUUUAGGUUUAUAUUUACAAAAGAUUUGGGUAUUAUUUUUGCACCCUUGAUUAAAAAUGGAAAUAUGAAUUGAAGAGAUCGCCGCACUCUCAAGUCGUUGAAGUUUUCUUUUAUAUAAGUCUCGAUGUUGUUGUUUCUCAUAGAGUGUACACAUAAACAUAGGAUAUAUGUCCUCGUCAUAAAUAUAUUUAGAAUGUACAUAACAAAAUACUCGAAUAUUUAAUUUACUCUCUGUGUUCCUCUAUUCGAACCGGAAACGAGUUUGCGUCUUCUUAGCACUCCAGGAAAAUGAAGGAAAAUGCCCCAAUUUUCAAUAUGAAAUGGGUGGAGAAUUAAAGAGACCCGUAACUAAAAAUUUCCCUUUCCUCUAAUUUGACCUGAGCAAAAUGUCGCUGGACGACGAAGGAAAAAUACAAAAGAUGUGUGUAAAACAAAACUAGAGAAUUUUUUUAUUAUUAAACAUAGUCAAGGAUAAUCAACACGAGAUGAUGGAGAAUUUGGAUGAUGAUGGCAAAAAUGAUGAUGAGAAUGCAAGGAUGUAAAAGAUAUAUUUAUAGAAAUGAGCUAUAUGUAUACAUAAUGACAGAUUGAUUAUAUGAUUAUAUAGUAACUUAUUGUCACAACGCAAGAGCAAUCAAUGUUUAACUUUAUUAAAUGUUACAAAGAGUUUUAAAUAUUAAAUAUACUUAAUGAAAUAUAUACAGAUAUACCUAUAUAUUGCAGAUUAUAUUCUAUACAUAUAAUUUGUAGGUGAAGCUGAGAUGAAAAUGAAUAAAAAAUACUAGUCGUACUCGUAGUUCGCCAUUAUGUUUGCCAAAAAUCGGAGAUAAAUGUAAGAAAAGUUGUGUCAGCCAUUGCAGAAAUUCGAGGGAAAUUAUUGUAUUUAGCAAAAGGUUUUCCAGAAUCUCAUAAAACUCCAUUUGUAAAUCUAUUGUACCCGCCAAAUAAAUAAUCGUGAACCACAAUCCUUAUAUUCAAAAUAAGCAAACCACAAAAGAAGAAAUUUUGGAAAGGCACGGUUUGAAAAAAAAAACCGGGCUGGCACUCUUUCUAAUUUUUUUUUUGUUAGCAUUUAUUUCAAAAUCGUUAUUUCUUGUGUCUUAGCAAUAAUAAUAUAAUUAAAAUGUGUGUGUCGCUCUGUAACUGUCUCUAUUGUGUUUGAGAUUACUCGUAUCUUAUAAUGAAUAUUAUUACUAAACUAAAGC
Drosophila melanogaster (fruit fly) is the source of this 4208-nucleotide messenger RNA. RefSeq lists its product as uncharacterized. The coding region runs from base 442 to 1098 and encodes 218 amino acids. The record is from RefSeq and is marked reviewed. NCBI's taxonomy places the organism in Eukaryota, Metazoa, Arthropoda, Insecta, Diptera, Drosophilidae. The transcript is spliced from 4 exons.